Diplodia corticola is the source of this 822-nucleotide messenger RNA. RefSeq lists its product as uncharacterized. The coding region runs from base 1 to 822 and encodes 273 amino acids. The record is from RefSeq and is a predicted model, not a curated record. The transcript has a single exon. Lineage: Eukaryota; Fungi; Ascomycota; Dothideomycetes; Botryosphaeriales; Botryosphaeriaceae.
AUGGUCGAACAAACCCUCGCCGGCAAAGUCGCCAUCAUCUCCGGCUCCAGCUCGGGCAUCGGCGCCGCCAUCGCGCGCGAGCUCUCCUCGCGCGGCGCAUCCGUCGUCAUCAACUACCCCUUCGCCUCGCUCGCCGCCGAAGCCCAAGCCGUCGUGGCCAGCCUGGACGCCGCCGCCGCCGCCGCCGCCGCCAUCGCCGUCGAAGCCGACAUGUCGACGACGACGGGCCCGGCCGCGCUGGUCGACGCCGCCGUCGCGCGCUUCGGGCGGCUGGACGUCGUCGUCAACAACGCGGCCGUGGCCGUCAACCUGCCGCUCGAGCAGCAGACCCUGGACCACUGGGACGCGCUGGUCAACCUCAACGCGCGGGGGACCUUUUUGCUGACCCAGGCCGCGCUGAAGCACCUGUCCACAUCCACCACAUCCACCACCAGCGACACCCCCACGCCCACGCCCAGCCCCCGCAUCGUCAACAUCGCCUCCGUCUCCGCGCGGGCCGCGCCGCCGCUGCAGACCAUCUACGCCGGCACCAAAGGCAUGGUCGACGCCAUGACGCGGUGCUGGGCCAAGGAGCUGCCGCCGCGCUACCCGGGCCUGACCGUCAACGCCGUGAGCCCCGGGCCGACGGCGACCGAAGGGUUCCUGGCGGCGGGGGAAGAGGCCAUGCGGGUGCUGCGGCCGACCAUCGACGCGACGCCCGCGGGGAGGCGCAUGGCGGACCCGGCCGAGAUCGCGUACGCGGUGGCGUUUUUGUGCGAGGAGAGGGCGAGGUGGGUGAAUGGGGAGCAUCUGUUUGCGUGUGGGGGGUUGUUUGUGGAUUGA